Theileria equi strain WA is the source of this 4746-nucleotide messenger RNA. RefSeq lists its product as hypothetical. The coding region runs from base 1 to 4746 and encodes 1581 amino acids. The transcript has a single exon. NCBI's taxonomy places the organism in Eukaryota, Apicomplexa, Aconoidasida, Piroplasmida, Theileriidae. The record is from RefSeq and is a predicted model, not a curated record.
AUGACUAGAGGCAGAGAGAGGGUGCUCAAGUUAGAGAUAGGUAAAAAAUGUGGUGUAUCAGGAUGUAAAUGUGAGAAAAGUCCAGAUAAUAUUAUCGCUACUAAGGCAGACGAUAGUCCUUCUAAGGGGUACACUAGACACACCCACAAACUUAAAGGGGGCAAACCGUUUACAUUAUUCAAUGUAAAGUAUAACAAUACAUUAGUACAUGCAGGACCACAUCAAGUUCCUGGUGUUUUGGAAGUAGCAGUAUACUAUGACGUUGAAGAGAGACCGUUUGUAAUUGAGGUAAAAAAACAGGGGGGACUGAUUGAUUAUUACACAAAUAAUAACCCUGUAACGAGAAAGGAUGUAACGAAUUGGGGUGAUAAUACUUCCUGGACUCAGGAAAAUAGCCUUGGAAAUCCUCCAAAAAGUCUGAAUGAGAGACUAGAGAAUUUAAGCUGUCAAUAUGCCAGAUCUGUUUCAUUAGACAUAUUCAAAAAGAUAACAAGAAGUGCUUAUUACUGCAAAAAUAAAGUUAAUAUAAUUGGCCACAAACUCUCAGGUAUCAAUGAUAUUUAUGAAUUCAAACAAACUAUUCAAGACAACAAACCAUUUAAGGUCCACUCACUUCAGUAUAAUGGAAAGAACAUAGAAAUACCUAUACCUCCAGAUGGAAUCAAGGAAAUCUCCACAUUUUACUGGAAACACAAUUUUGGUAAACCACUUGUUGUUAGGGUUUUGGAUAGAAAUAGUAAGUCAAAAUACUACUUUAAUGAUGGUAGGGUUGGUUUGCAAUGGCAUGAGAGAGAACUUCCACCAGUUACUAAACUAGAGGAUGCAGUAGUUGAACAUAACUGUACACGAAAUAGGACUACAACAAUUAAUUUAUCCGAGAAAGUAGAACCUUACUGUUGCACAGAAAAGUGUCAAAAUAAGAGAAUCAAAGUUAGUAGGCAGUCAUCAGAUGCAUUUCCAGGUUUUACUGUAUAUGAACACAUCUCAAAUGAUGGGCUUCCAUUAAUAAUUGGUAAUAUUAUAAGAGAUAAUGUUAAGCAAAAAGGGAUAAUGUAUCCCAUUAGAUAUGCAUAUAAAGUAACUGUAUAUUACCAAAAUACCUGCGCUAAUGAGCCCAUUUUCAUGGAAAUUUUAUACAUGAAUGAUAGUGGACAGAGAGAUUAUAAAUGGUACAAAAGAGUAACUCCUAAUGGAUGGAACGAUCUUUCGAAUCAAAUACCAGAUACGGAGACGGAAAUUUAUAAGUCGUUGAGGGAGAAUUUCAGGACAGUAGCUGAUUUAUUGAGCAAGGGUAGAUGUGACUCCAGUAAACUCGGUGAUGAUACAAAAAAAUUUCCCAGGAAAGAACCAGAACCAUUGAAUUCUCCAGAACAAACAUUUGAACAGGCAGUAAAUCAAAAUACUAAAUUAGGACUUUCUGUUCCUAGAGGACCUGAAGAUGAAGCUGCUGAAGAACAGAAGAUAGAAGAAGACAAACAAAAGGCAUUAACAGAAGGGAAAAAAUAUAUUCCUCCAGACCAAAUAAAAUUGGAGGAUCUCGAACUCAAUCCUAAGAAACAAACUUAUCCAACCACUGUUAAACAGCUAGAAGCAAUAAAAAAACAGGUGGAAGCAAAAGAACUCGUGAAUACGAGUCUUUUGCACAAUCUACCACCUAUGACUACAGCUAGUUUACCCCCUUCAUCUGGUGUCACCAUUGAUAUAAGUCAGGAUACUAAUGGACUAGAGAUCACUACAUACCCUUCUGGACUACAUGAGCAAGAUAUUAGGUUAGAAAAGAUUGAGGAUCCUCAUGGUUCUGGUUUCUUUAAGUUCACACAUACAAGGAUUGAUGGUAAUGAUUUCAUGGUUGAUCAAGUUAUACACAGAGAUAGUAGAGAAAUAGCAGAUCUAGGACACAUAAAUGAUCUGGUUAGAAGGUUUUCUGUUUGGUACUGGGAUAAUGAUGAUGGACUGAAAGAACCUCUUUUGGUAGAAAUUGAGAAAUCUAGCGGUAAUUUUGAAUAUCACACCCGGAAAAGUUCCACUGAGUGGUAUAAAAUUGCUGAAUAUCAUGAUUUUCCAAACCAACUCACUGGUGAACCCCUCGAGAAAGUACUGGAUGACCUUAACUGCCAACAUAAUGGUGCUGUUACUAUGGAUCUUAGCAAGCAUAGGUCGAAACCGUAUUGUUGUGGUAAGCAUAAUCCUAAAGUUGGAGUUGAGCUGCGUUCCAUUAAAAUAAGUGGAUCAAUGGAUAUAGAUUAUCGUAUACACUCUAUCAAUGAGCUUCAGCUUAAUCUAACCAAGAUCAAAUACUAUGAAGAUCCCAGUACGGUGCAAAGGAAAAGAGUAAAACUUCCAAUUUUAAAUGAACCUAUUCCUGGUAAAGUUAGUAUAUAUCUUUUCUACUGUUCAGAUAAACCAGUCUUGAUAUAUAUUGAAAAAUCGGGGUCUAAAUAUAAUAAGUGGUAUAAAAAAGACCUUAUUAAUGAAAACAAUCCUUGGAAAGAAAAAAAUAUUCCCGAUGUAACACCUACCAACAUUGGUACAAACUGCCCUAAGAGAAAUCAACUGGCAAAUAUACUAGAAAAACUUGGAUGUUGUAGCUUGGACAGGUGCAAUGAAGGUCCAAGUGGUAGACAAAUUAUAGGAGGUUCCACACAGAUCGUUUUUGUGACUCCAACUCCACCACAAGUAACCAUUCAGCUUGGUGUAAAGCCAAAAGGUGAAAAUGAUAAUCCUGCUACUUAUAAUGGCACUGAAUCUACCGGAAAUGGUAAGCAAAUUACCGUCAAAAGAUCUGAUGAACCUACUGGAUCGGACUUCUUCAAGUACACUCAUGUGGAUUCUGAUGGAGUCACACCAUUCUUACUAAAGGAAAUCCAAGGUGAUGAUGGCAAUACUAUUCCAGGAAUUCAUGCAUACGGAGAAAAUGUACUUUCAGUUUCAGCUUAUUACUGGAAACAUGAGACUAAAAAAAAUCCACUAAUAGUUGAGAUACAAGAUGAUGGAAACUACAGUUACUAUACUAAGAACAAAGAAAAGAAUGUAUGGGAACCAUACAAGCUUAAAUUAGGAUCCGACAAAGAACCCACUAAGAAAGAGUUAGACUUACUCAAUUGUGAGAUUAACAAUGUAGUUCAAAUAGAUGUUAGCAGGACAGAGGGACCAUAUUGCCAUGAGGAUGGAAAUUAUAAAGAUGGCCAUGCUAACAAGAAAGUCAAGGUUGAGAAGGUAUCAGGCUCAGAUACUGGACUUAUCAACUAUACUGCCUAUUCUCAUACUCCAGCUAACGGAUCAUUCAUCAUAUCCAGCUUUAGAAAAAACUGUAAGUCUAUAAUACUUAAGGAUCUUAAACCCGAACUUCCUCUCAAAAAUGCUAAAAAAGUUACUGUUUAUUUCUGUAAGGGGGAAGUUAAUGCCGAUCGUGCUUCCAGACAGCCUGCGAGGAAUCCCCUCCUCAUUUAUGUACCAGAUGCCAAGGAAUAUAAGUGGUUUAAAAAAUCAUACCCUGGUAAUUGGACAGUUGUAGAACUAAGUAAAACUCCGGACCAUGAUAAAAGUUAUGCAAAGAUACUAGAUUUGCUCGAUACCCUUCAGAGCACAUGUCAACCACCUGAAGUAAUCAUUGAUAUAUCUAAGAGAGCAAACGGAGGGUAUUAUUAUGGCCCAAAUUCAUUGGGAAGAAUGAUAUGGAUUGAAAAGACCGAAGGUCCAAGCAAAAAAGGAGAUCCUCCAGAACAUUACAGCAGGUAUGAUCAUAAAAUUGUUGGUAGAGAAGAUAGCUACUUUACCCUUAAACAGGUGGACUAUAAAGGUAAUUCUACUGGAAUUGCGAAUGGAAGUACUACUUACAGGGUAACUAAGGUAUCCGUUUACUACUGGACCCCUCUGGAUAUAAAACCCAGGCAAAGUAACAGUAGGGGCAGGCCUCUUCUUGUCAAAGUAACUACUGUAGAGCCUACUUCAAAAUUAAAGAAGGAAGAAUACUAUGAAAAUAAAGGUGAUCCAACGAAUACUACUUGGGAUGUAGUCCAUGAAGAUCUUAGUCAGAAUGACCAUCUCCAAAAGAAACUAGAACUUCUUAACUGUAGACUCAACCAUUCAAUCAUAAUAGAUGUCAGUAAGAUGGGGAAUAAUCCCCAAUAUAGUACAGAAUAUGACUCUUGUGAUCCUACUGGUAAGAGCCUUUAUACUGGACAUGAUGAGCAUAAGAUGAAUGUUUGUAUGGAUGAAGGUGAUACUAAGGAGAUAAACAACUAUAAGGUUUAUAAACACACUCUUAAGAAUCCUACACCUAAUGGACCGUUUCAUGUAGUAUCUUUUAAGAAUGGGUAUCAUAUAUUAAAUUUCACAGGAAAAACACCUUUGCCUGUUUUGGAUGUGGAUGAAGUAAGAGUUUACUUUUGUAAAAAAGACCCUGAUAAGCCUCUCCUAAUAUAUUACAACACUAAUGGAGAGCAUAACUGGUACAAGAAUGAAGAACCUGAGACUCCAAGUGGCAAAUGGGAUACUACUUUAACCAACACUUAUGAUCCCAAACAGCACGACAAUAUCCUCGGGGUACUCAAUGGUCUUCCAAGUGAAUGUAAACCUGCUUCUGAUGGUGAAAAGGCUGCUAUUGGUCUUGAAGCUACUACUAUAUCUCUCGGGACUAUCUUCGGAGCAUCAUCUGGUACUUUUGCCGGAGCAGGUUCUCUUACUGGACUUGGUUGGUGGGCAUUUAAACGUUCUAAAGGAGAUCCCUGGGUUAGACAGAUUUAG